Molecule: messenger RNA, 3165 nt
Organism: Plasmopara halstedii
Lineage: Eukaryota; Oomycota; Peronosporomycetes; Peronosporales; Peronosporaceae
Exons: 1
Coding region: 1-3165 (1054 amino acids)
Source: RefSeq, a predicted model, not a curated record
AUGGCCAAAGCGAGUUCCGACGUGUCGAUUGUGCGGAAGGGGCUUCCCUGGCUAAAGCGGUUGCAAGGUUCUCUGGAGGAUGAUGACUCCUCGGACUCAUCGCCACAGCCGACACCUAAGCGGGUGGGGAAGAAACAAAAAAAGACAGAAGGAAAUGGAGCCCGAUGUUUUCAUAAGGAGACGCGACUCGAUGACAAUGAAAGCGAUAACGCGUUGUUGGAACAAAGUUGCAUAGAAAAUAAAAGUGGCAUAGAAAAAGUCAUGAAACCACGCGGCAAAUGGUUUGCGGAGAAAAGUCAAAGUCGUCAGGAUUUAAGGAAAUUAAAGGCAUCUGAGGUAGCAACCCAAAGGGAACAACUAGCCCCAAAUCGAUGCGUCUUGAGUCUAUCCACGGGGGAGCAGAUGACGCAAAAUUCUAAAGAUAACGAAAGGAGUCCUGUGCGCGCGGUUCAAGCUGCGCGAAGAGUAUUUUCUGGUAAAGAAGCUGGCGAUGAAGACCAAACUGAGCCUCGACGGCCCCCAAGAUUUCGGUUGGAAGGAGCUAAGAACCAUUUGUUUCAAGCUGUGAAGACUCGCUUACGCACUGAUGAAGUGAAACAGACAGAUCUUUCAGCUCUACUUGUCAAGGAAAUUUCAGUUCUUGGCAACGAUAAUGCUGCUGACAGAAGGAAAGUCAAGUCCCGCACGAUUCUAUCUUCUAGGCAAGCAACUAAUGAAGUCGAUCACAAAAGUGAAACGGUGACAUCCACAGUCAACGACGCAGACAAAGCUUGUUCUACUUCUGCAGCCAAUAAAGGCACGUCUUCGAGACAUGUCAAGCCGACAGAUGUAACGAAAGAAGGGUUUGCUGCCAUGGGAGAAGAAUUUUCCGAACCAGAGGUGAUAAUAGCCAAUUUGAAGUACAAUUCCGCCGGAUGUGGUAAAAGCGAGAUCACACCCCAGCACAAGAGUGAGGAUGCGAAUGAAAUUAAGACAGAUGAAUUGUUUAUUGCUCCUUACAAGAUCGACGAACACCAAAUUGAAACUGAAGCCUCUGUUGAGCCUGAAGUAGUAGCUGAGCAGGAAAAAGCUUCUGUAAAAGAAGAAAAAUUGAAGCGAUCACCUAUAAUUAAAGCAUCGUUGGUAACAAUGGGCAGUCAGAAGAAGUCUGUCACCGAUGCUUUGUUGGAUGACUCGAUGCCGAUUCCGAAGAAGGAAGGCGAUUUGGGCGUGCCCUCCAGCACAGCUUCAUUCGUAAUCCCCAAGCGAAGAAUUGGCAAGGCUGACACCAGCGUCUUAGUAGAACGGUCUGAUAAACCAAUGACCCUAACAACUGAUGAUGGUAAACGCCUGAUGGAACCUUUCGUGGUCGUUGCUGAUUUGUCUUUGGCGUCUUAUAAAUCAAAUCUUGACGCAAAAAUAGAGAAAUACAAAUAUUCGCAUCAAAGGCGGACCAAAAACUCAGUGCCAGUGAAAAAAACUGCAUUUUCGACUCAGGAUCGAGCAUUAAUGCGAUUGUCCAGAAAGCGCAAUUCCAUUUUGAUUGCGUCAGCGGAACUGGCAGCUCAAGAAUGUGAUGUAACGGGCACUAAGCUAGGGCUACUAACACAGAUGAUGGGAUAUGAAGUGUUUGAUGUUGAUGGAUCUACGCUACCCGAUCUUAUCCCUCGUAUAUGCUGUGCUACGAAUAGGGAGAUGACGUCAGAACAGAAGUCAUACUCAUCCUCAUUUUUCGGAGUAUCGCGUAUGGCUCCAAAAGCUGCUUCGAGUUGUGAAUUUGCUAACUGUGGCACUCGAAAAACAAAUUGCUAUGAGGAAUUAUGCUUCGAGCGACUUGAAGACAGAGAAUUUUAUCAACGAAAAAUGUAUGGCUCAGUUUUUGUUCCACAAAAUUUGCGUGGGUGGAUGACGUUGAUAGUUCGAAAUGCGCAUUUUGAGCGCAAAUCAACGGGGAUUCGGUUUAAUCAAGAACGAGAUCGAGAGUCGUUUGCAGCAGCAUUGAGCAAGCGAUACACGCUUAAUAAGUCAGUUCCACGAUGUGAUAUAACUCGCGAUAACUGGCAAAAGCUUAUGAAGGAUAAGCUGGGCACAGUAUUUUUGCACUAUUACAAUCGAGAGGACGCAGAGCAAGCAUCACGAGUCUUCUUUGACGACCUGGGGCAACCUUUGCAAAUCCGAUGGGGCUUAAAAGCUGGUGCAAGAAUUCAAGUAAGCUCCUCUCCAUUUUCUGAACGGAAAUCCCAGCGUACACCACCUCGCUCUACCUCCAGUGAACAUAAUACGAUUGAGUCAUCACCUCUGUCAUUGCAAAAUGGUACAACGCGCGACUAUUUGCCUCGGCCACAAAGCUUGAUUUCAUCUGCAAGAUCUGAUCAUCACUACUCACAACACAUUCAUUGUCAGCAGCUGGUAUCUAGUGAUAGGGACUUGAGGCGGUUUGGGUCGUCUUCGGGUGAACCUAAGCCAUCGCGUGGAUCAUUAGAGCGUAGCUGCCAGUCCCGCACAACAAAUAGGCAACAUCACAAGCAGAAUUUUGAGACAUUUGCACAUCGAAAGCGAGGUGAGUCGGUAUCAAGAAACCGUCAUAUACCAGUAACAAGCUUUUGUACAAUGACCGAUCGUGGCAACGACAAUACUGCUGUUGCAGCUUUCUGCGAUACAAACUCACCGGCUCAGAAGCGGCUGCGAUUUUCACCUCAUCGCUCAUCAAACGCUGGCCAAGCGAGAAGAAAAUUUGAAGGUGGCGAAGAAGGAGAAUGUGAAGAUAAGGCGUUUUAUAGAGUCAAAGGCAAUGUCAAGUACGAGUCUACUGAUCGUGUGCUAAGUUUGGACGAGCGUGAUUACAAUUGUGAUAUACAGCGCGCAAGAUCUCCAUCCAGACGAUGGAUGAAGGUACCACACAGUGGAAGACUACGAGACGGACAAGAUUACUAUUCGGAUAAUGUACGGCACUCAAAGCGAUCUACUCUGGCGCAGCACUUUGACGGUCAGCAGCAAUACAGUCGUGACUCCAGUAAUGCAACGUUUCGAUCACGUUCGCGACCUAGGACUAGUCUGUCAGGUUACAAUGGAGACUACGAAGAUCGAUAUUUUGGAGAUAGUCGAAAGAACUUCCGACGAGCGGAUUCAGCUACGCACCACCGUGAUCGGCGACUCAACGAGGACGUUAAUUCCAGGGCAAUUUAG